Exophiala bonariae is the source of this 732-nucleotide messenger RNA. RefSeq lists its product as uncharacterized. The record is from RefSeq and is a predicted model, not a curated record. Lineage: Eukaryota; Fungi; Ascomycota; Eurotiomycetes; Chaetothyriales; Herpotrichiellaceae. The coding region runs from base 1 to 732 and encodes 243 amino acids. The transcript has 2 exons.
AUGUCUCUCAUUCAGAAGUCGGCCGUCGCCGUGGCCCUCAUUGGUGCCGUGCAUGCUCAGCAAUCCGUCAUCAACAUUUUCUUCCCCGAUGUUGCGGGUGACCUCGUUGGAUCUGUCAUCUCUUCAGAUUCUGCAGCAACCACACUGGUAGUUGCAUGCCCUGCGACCGUCUCCGCCGUCGAUUGUGAACUACCUACCCCAAUCACUGUCACGGCCGGACCCAGCACAUUUGUGGCUGGGUUGGAACAGGUCGUCACCGAGACUGAUACGAUCACGGCCCAGAUUAAUUGCGUUGUGGAGGGAACAACUGCCGCAACAUGUGCGCAGACAUUUGUCGGGCCCGCGAACUGGCUGGUCGAUCAAGAAAGUGCUUCCACGACCAACACCGAAAUCACGACAACCGUCACCACAGAUGUGUUGACAGGAACCGAUGUUACUUUCCAGGCCAUCACGCUCGUGGACUCGAUCGACUCGGGCGCUGCAGCAACAACUGGACCAAGUGGUAGCGGCUCAACCGCAGCAAGUACAAGAUCCGGGACUGGCUCAAGCACUGGUUCGGCCACAGGAACCAGCAGCGGAUCGUCCACGGUUUCUCAAACCGGUUCAUCGACAAGCUCUGGUGCAGGCGCAGCAUCUCAAACUGGAAACAGUGCUAGCCGAACGGACAGCCGUGCCCUGGCAUUCUCUGCUCUUGGUGCAGGAUUGCUCGCUUUGACAGCUUUCGUUCUGUAG